AUGCUGCUCGAAAGUGUGGUUGAUCUCUGCCCGCCCUUGCUGGAGAUACGCGCGGUCGACUCUUGGGAGGGGUGUUGGGGCCUUGCCCUGUCGUAUAAGCACCCUAACAUUCCACUCGUGCCUCGCUACAUGCUAGGGCAAGAUCCUCACAAGUUAAACAAUCAAUAUACCCAACAUUCCGGCGUGCAAUACUACUGCACGAGGUUGUCGGCUAGUGGAAUUCGUUUUCUCUGAGGUGUGUUGCUGUUCCAGCGACACACCUUUUGUGAAUUGCUUUGGUGCUGGAUUGCUGUUUACCGCGCCCCAUUCGUUUGCAUUUGGACGGACAUACGAACAUGCAACCACAUCUCCCAACACUACCAUACGUCGUCGUUCAUCUAGCUAACUUGCUCCUUCUCCCGACUGUUCUAGUAUGUCUAUCCAAUUUUUUCUUAUUUGUCGUA
Messenger RNA from Laccaria bicolor S238N-H82, 443 nucleotides. RefSeq lists its product as uncharacterized. The record is from RefSeq and is a predicted model, not a curated record. The transcript is spliced from 2 exons. Lineage: Eukaryota; Fungi; Basidiomycota; Agaricomycetes; Agaricales; Hydnangiaceae. The coding region runs from base 1 to 234 and encodes 77 amino acids.